This is a messenger RNA of Liolophura sinensis, 2323 nucleotides long. Its product is annotated as protein AMN1 homolog. Gene Ontology annotation, cellular component: cytoplasm. Bases 137 to 949 code for a protein of 270 amino acids. The transcript is spliced from 7 exons. Lineage: Eukaryota; Metazoa; Mollusca; Polyplacophora; Chitonida; Chitonidae. The record is from RefSeq and is a predicted model, not a curated record. Gene Ontology annotation, molecular function: protein binding.
UCGUGCUUACUUGGAUGGUCUGCCAUUUUUGGUGACGUAAACAUGUAGUGUCACAUGACCCUCAAAACUGCUUUUCUGCAGGUGUCGGAUUUGGCACAAGCGGAUUGGUGGAAAAUACUAUGUUUGUAAACAGAACAUGGCGGGUGCGAGUUCAGCUUGUGUUGGUGGGUGGUCGAAUUGUGCGACUGUGACAUCUUUAUUGCAGAGAUCACUGGAAUCAGUGGUGGUUAAUUUACCUGUUUGUUCUGACAGCCUGGAAUGUCUGCCAACAAACCUCAAGGGGAAGUGUUUGUAUUUGAUGUGUAAACGAGGCCUCAUCACUGAUGAUAAUAUCAAGAAGGUACUUCACGAUAAAUUAAAAGUGUUGGACUUAAGCGAGUGUGAUAUCACAGAUGCUGCCCUGGAGCAGGUUCACAUUUGCCCACAACUGAGGAAGAUAGACCUGAAUUCUGCCAAACAUAACAGGGUCAACAUUACAACUACAGGUGUUCUCUCCCUGGCACACCACUGCCCCUAUCUACAGAUUGUGUAUCUGCGCCGCUGUGAGAACGUGACAGAUGAGGCUAUCAUCAGCCUAUCAACGAGCUGCAAACACCUGAGAGAGUUGAAUGUGGGUGGCUGUUGUCAGCUGACGGAUGUGUCACUCAUUGCUCUGGGCCAGAACUCCAAAUAUCUCACCUGUGUGAACCUGUCCAGAACAAAUGUGACAGAUGAAGGAAUACUACGACUUGUGAGUGGCUGUUGCUCUCAGAAUCUUAAGGAGCUGCAUAUUGACAGCUGCAAGUCGUUGACAGAUAUGUCUGUGGAGGCUGUAUUGAGUUAUUGUCCACAGAUAUCCAUUCUGCUCUUCCAUGGCUGUCCUAAAAUAACAGAUGAAUCUAGGCAGGCUAUUGCUGACUCAAUGCAGGGGCAGAAGAGAAUGAAACAAGUUACCUGGACAAUCUACUGAUAUAUUAAGGGAAUUCUGCAGUCAGGAAUUAGGUGAAGAGCUGUGACUUACAAAAUACAACACAAUUUGAGUUUUGGAGAUUUUUGAAAGUUGGACUUUAUAUCAGAACUGUGGUUGUCCCUCUUGAUCUGCUCUUGCGGUGUUACCUCCCCUUGUUGGAGAACUCUCUCCAUGAUGAAUAUACUGAUCUCGUAUACACCAAAUACUUUAUUGAUCAAUAUUUUAUUAUAUUUGUGUAUGUUUUGUAUUUGUCACUGUUCAAAUCUGUUGGCAUGUUUACCGUUAAAACCUCUGUAAAGGCAGCUGUAUACUUUUAGUUAAAUCCGUCCACUAGAUGAAUUUAUUGCUUAGGUCUUGAAACUAGGGAAGGCUAUUUAAGGGAAAAAGGUUAUUAAGAGAACACUGGUCAGUACUUUUUGCAGCAAGGAAUGUUUCAUCAUGUAAAAACAUUAAUUGUAGUUUAUUUAAUGUGGUCCAAAAGUACAAUAUGCAUUUUAUGGACAGACUAUAUUUAUUUGUUCACAUACACAAUUAAAUAAUAUGAAAGGUAUCUCAUUUCCUUCAUUCGACAUACACAAUUAAAUAAUAUGAAAGGUAUCUCAUUUCCUUCAUUAGACAUGUUACAAAGUUAUUUCUUGAUUAACUUGGUGAAAGUAGAAAAAAUUGGAUUUAUAAAGGUAUAUAAUUUGGAAAUUGGAUAGAACAACAUUAUGUGUGACAUAACCUUUUACAUUCCUUCAGUAUAUUCUAAUCAGUAUUCAUAGUUUACACCGAGUGACUUGGUGAGGAUCAGACAAUGUCUGAGGAGUGUGUAGUCAAAAAAACAUGGAAUACAUUAGCUCACAUCUGGCUCGUAAAGUCUAUAUAUACAUGGUGGAAAUGUUAGUAUGUGUCAGACUUUAAUAAAAUGAUAUGAUCUCGGGGAUAGAGAUUACCAGAGUAAUCUCCCUUACUCUACUUGCAACGUGAUAGCAAUUGGUGAAAACCAUUUCCCACAUUAUUGGAGAAGACUUUAUAACUAUGUACACUAUUAAAUUUGAAGGAAUCAAAAAAAUGAAGAAUCUGGGUUUGGCUUGUAAAUUAUUGUGUGCUUUACUUUCUAGCUCCAUGUGAGUCAUGUUUCUUUUCAACUUCUUCUAGUUGCAAGUGCAUGUCGAAAAGUGUUCCUAAGCAUUUAGGGAAACACAUUGCAUAUGCUUGCCUGAAAAGCAUGGUUUGUACAUGUACAGUAAGUAGCCAUACCAAAUAUUUUGAAUUUUAUUUGAAUUUCAAAACAGUUUAAAGUAUAAAUAUAUAAAUAUAUUUAUUGGUUUAUGUGUCCUUUUCCUGUUUGAGUCAUUUUGGUUAUUUAUAGUUACAGUAUAUUAGGUAUUU